AUGGUCAGCUUCCAAUGCGAUAAUUGUGGCGACGUUGUCAAAAAGCCCAAACUCGACCAACAUCGUGGCCGUUGCCAUGCUACCUUUACCUGCAUUGACUGUUCCACUACUUUCCAAGGCACCAACUACAAGUCCCAUACGUCAUGUAUUUCCGAGGCUGAAAAGUAUCAAAAGUCCUUGUUCCGAGGCAAAAAGGGCAAGCAGCAGCAGCAACAACAGCAGCAACGACAACAGCAACAGCAAAACAACAACAACGAGGCCAAGAAGCCAGUAUCGCUUAUUGAUGAAUUGAAGAACAAAAAGGCAAAUGCACCUCAAGAAAAGCCUGCUGAGUCCAAUGGCAAACGCAAAGCAGAGGAUGAUGAAAAGGCCAAGGAGAGCAAAAAGUCUAAAAAGGAUAAGAGCAGCAAGUGGGAAGAUGCUGACCUUCCAGUGGACAACAAGAGCAAACAAAUUGAAUUGGCAUUGAAGGAGGCUUUAAAGUCAAAUAAGGGCCCACUGUCUGCUAAGGAUGCUCGCAAAAAGGUGAUCAAGUUGCUUCAAGCCCAUCCCAAAACCAAAAAGCUUGAAAAGUCAGAGAUCAAGGACAAGUUUGAUGAGGUGCUUUUGCUUGGAUUGGAAGGUGAUAAGCUUACGGUGAAGACUGCAUAA
Messenger RNA from Lichtheimia ornata, 651 nucleotides. RefSeq lists its product as uncharacterized. Gene Ontology annotation, biological process: rRNA processing; negative regulation of transcription by RNA polymerase II. Lineage: Eukaryota; Fungi; Mucoromycota; Mucoromycetes; Mucorales; Lichtheimiaceae. Gene Ontology annotation, molecular function: DNA binding. The transcript is spliced from 4 exons. The record is from RefSeq and is a predicted model, not a curated record. The coding region runs from base 1 to 651 and encodes 216 amino acids. Gene Ontology annotation, cellular component: nucleolus.